Molecule: messenger RNA, 5112 nt
Organism: Lineus longissimus
Lineage: Eukaryota; Metazoa; Nemertea; Pilidiophora; Heteronemertea; Lineidae
Exons: 23
Coding region: 122-2968 (948 amino acids)
Molecular function (GO): protein binding
Source: RefSeq, a predicted model, not a curated record
ACAACAGGAGCAAACACAUUGAAACAUGAAUUAGAACUUGGGAAAUGUGUGAUAAAUAAGCAAUCAAGUGUAAAUUAAGUGUGAUAAUUGACUUGACCGGUAAAUAGAGAAGGAAAAAAACAUGUCGUCAGAAGCAGUUAUCAAAUCGGUGUCUCAAAAACUAAAACACUACUUCGAAGUGAAACGGCUCGAAGAUGGUUUUGAUCUUACAGGACCGUAUUCGCCUACGAUGGACCAUCCACCGAUGAAAGCACGCUCAACCCUCCAAUAUGAUGGUCUACAUGAUAAGCCGGUCAAAAAAUACUUCAGUCCACUCAAAGUUAGAGUAAAUUUAACACAAAUGAAAUGUCCCGAGGGUAAGGCAGAAAGACAAGAUCAAAUCCGAUCACUAGUCACAAGAUACAUGGACGAUUCCAACUUUGUGAAACGCUAUUUGUCCCAACAAAAGACGGAAGAGGAUCCCUAUCUCAAGCACCCCACCAUGCCCGAGUAUUCAUACUACCAUACGCCAAGAGGUCGGAAACUUCGGGUGGAAUACCAAGGACAUGGGACUGGUUCACUUAGGAAAAAGAGGAAGCCCUACAAUGGUGGCUACCCCCUUCUCAGAUCUGUCGCCCCUCACACCAUUUCAAAAGGCGAGGCAGUGAGGCUGGUAAAUGUUGCAACAAAAUUACUUUUAGCUACGGAAACCUAUGACAUGAAGAGCGGCAAGAGCUCACGUAGCAGCAGCGCAAAUGGAGGGUUACCACACCUGAGAGUGAAAAGACCAUCGACUGCCAAGGCAGCAUACACUAGACCGUCUCAUGAUAUUGAUGGGAGGAAGAUGGUGCAACGCAAGAGUAAAGACGAUAGUGACCUACUUGAUGACAGUGGCUUCUCGCAGUCCCCUGGAGCUGGAUCUGGGAGCCAACCAAUGGCUGCUUGGCUGAGAAAAGAAAUCCAAAAGUUAGAUCGCCAGGAUGGCCAGCCUGUUGAGAACAAGUUUGUGCACCCUGCCCCCCAACGGAGACCAAGAUCUGCCCUAAGGAGGAAGCCCCUUGCUGACCCCUUGGAGAACCAAGGGACCCAGACCCGAGAAGAUGCGUCUGUGCAGACUGAGGGGAAACUUUUGGAUGAAUACGACCAGAUGGAAAGGAUAGUAAUGUCUGGUCCCCAGGCCAAAUACAGGGUAUAUGUGAGAACUGGGAGCAAGCUUGGUGCCAGUACUACAGCAGACGUCUUCAUUACCUUGUAUGGAACAAAGGGAAGAUCGGAAGAGAUACUGCUAGGAGAAUCUAAGAAUCAUAAAUGUAAAUUUGUUAAAGGCCAGGAAGACGAGUUUCACUUCACAUACUUCCAUGUCGGUGAGAUUAAGAAAAUACGGAUUGGUCACAACAGGACUGAAUUGGGUUCUGGUUGGUACCUCGACACUUGCACGGUCAACGAUCUUCAUGAACGAGUCAGUUACAGAUGUCGUUGUGAACGCUGGUUGUCGUACAGGGAUGAGGACGGCAAGACGAAGCGAUACUUCCCUGUGGACACCACACGGAACAUUCCUCCAGAUUCUGAGCUCACGGAGAGCGAGACAAACUAUUCUGUCUCAAGUCGUCGUUCAUCCACCUCGUCCUAUACAAGCAUCGAAGCUGGCCACAGCAACAAACAAUUGGGAGCAACGGCCUAUUUCAAUUCAGAAACUUCAUCCGAUACGGAGACUGAGAGUGAUAUCGCAAGGGUCGACAUACGAAGUGAAAGCACUCUGCGGACAAAAGAACCAUCCAGCUCGGCAAAGUCUUCAACCAUUCAAUCAAGUUCGAAACCCAUUACAGAUUUUUCGUCCAAUAAAGCUCAGGUUUCGUCCAGAUCUGAUGAGAAGGCGGGUAAUGAUGACAGUAGUAGUGAUGUACCCGUUGUGAUGCCCAUCGAGGAACCUACCCUGAGUGUCAAGGAGAAAUCGGGCAAGAAGGACAAGAAGAAAGAUUCUGAUGAUUACAUGGAAGGAUUCAAGAAAAAGGGAAAGAAACGCUCGUCUAAGAAGGCUGGUGUUAAUGCCGCUCGCCGAUCUGAAGAUGAGAAGGCCCGCCAUCUGGAGGAAGAACAGAGCAAAAUCUCACACGGUGCCUGUAUUCACGAGGCAUCAAAGAUCGGAGAUCUGAGGCGUGUGAUUGUCCUCGUCAAUCAUAAACCAGAGCUUAUUGAUGCCAAGGAUGAAAGAGGAUCCUCUGCCCUCCAUCUUGCUGCUGCCUUUGGACACAUAGAACUUGUGAAGUGGCUGGCGAUCAACUGUGCCGAUCUGAAUGCUGAGACACCCACUGGGUACACCCCUGUCCACGUGGCUGCACUGAAUGGACAUACACAAUGUGUUAUGACAUUGUCUGCAAUGGGAGCUACGGUUGAUCCGGAAUCCAUAGACAAGCAGACACCACUUCAUCUUGCAUCUAUGAGUGGACGCCUGGAGACUUGUAAGUGGUUAGUCUCGAACGACGCUGACCUCGAUGCAGAGGAUAACAUGGAGCGCACGCCCCUGGAACUGGCCGAGGAAUAUGGUCACCAGGAUUUGGCCAACUUCUUGCGUACAGUCAAGAAGGAGAAACAGGAUCCCAAGAGUGGUUACUCUCUGAUGAGGAGUAGUGAGAAAGCUCCCAUGAGCACCAUUUCUGAGGAAAAGAAGGCUGGUGGCUCAUCUGCUGGCACCAGCAGCUCCAAGAAGGCUGAACUUGAAAGAAUUAGAGAUGAGGAAAACUCAGUUGUUAGUUCUCGUUCUGACGAUUCUGAGAAAACUCCGCGCAUUGACCCAGGGUCUGAAGCAUCGGAUACGGAACGCACUGAACGUCAGAAACAAAAACAGCAAGAGGAACUGCAGGCAAACUACAAAAUGUUGAAGGAGAAGAGAAAACAGUACACAGAACAAAAGAAAAAGAUGGACGUCAAUCACACAAGUUUCUUGGACAGCAUCAGGGAUGAGGCUCUACAUGGAGAUGAGUGGAUCUAAAUACGGAUGCUAUUCUGUUGGAUAUAAACAUUUUGAGGAAGAAUGUCUCAAGUCCAACUGUAUUUGAUCCUUUCUCAUAUCUAUACAUUCACUGAUGGGAAUACUAUUGUAUGGUGUCAUGCGUGCAACAGAUGUACAUGAAGAAUCAGCUUGCCCUUGCUGGUUCAUUGUAUAUUGGCCGUAGCCCCAGAGACGUUUUGGCGUAAUCUGGUUUUGCAAGAGAGGUAUAGUGAAUAUGGAAAUGAUUAAGAUCAUUUUGGGUGAUUUGUCUGUAGUUAGAUCCUAAUUUACUAAGAAUCAUGUAUCAGAUGAGUAAAUUAUGGAUCAAACAUACAUCAUGCCUGGUGCCCUUGUACAAUUAUCAUUUGAAUGGCAGAGAAAACUUGUCAUCAGGAAGUUUUGAUCGAAUCUCAAAUUUGUAAAUUUGAAAAAGGGUAUAUUAAUCAUAUUGUGAGUUAUAUCAAAGUUUGAUGAAGUGAAUAUUUAAAUUCCAAGCCAAGUGUGACUGAAAUAAAGUUUUAUGCCUGUUGAGGUUACCCUUUGUGAUGUGCCCUUAUAUCUACCGGUGCCCAAUCUGAGGGUAAAGUAUGUCUCGCCAAAUGAGAGCACUGGCAAUAACAAAGUUAUUAGUUAUAGUAUAUCAUCAUAGAGGUAGGCCCAGUGUAGUUAAAGUUGGCAGAGCUUUGCCAAAAUAUAUAAAUGCCAUUCUUUUUCUUGGACACUGUGAUACAACAGACAUUAAUGUUGUGUGUGAACCAAAUUCUUCAAAUGUAUCUAUACUAGUGUAAAUAUUAGAAACACCAGCACUUUAUUAGAGUCUAAUACCUCAUGAACUGCUGGAGAACUUAUCAUAGGCUGCAGUAGCUAUUGCACUUACAAAAUAUUUUGCACAUGCAUAGACUGUAAAAAUGUUGUUCUGGUACUUAUUAGAUAAUUAAUUGAACUGUGUUAUGGUGCCUUCUAAACUGGUAUUCAUUAUGAUUCAUAAUGCCAAUGGAAACUAAGACUACAGACUAAGUAUAAAUUACUUAAUAUUUGUUAUUUUAAUUUCUAAGCUGGCUUUCAUUAAAUAUGGUGUACAUGUACUGUAUUUUGUAUCAUGACAGAGCUGUUACAUUUCUUCUAAUUAUGUUAUGCAGUUAUUCAUAAAUCAGUGCAAAAUUACUAUGCAAAAAAGGCAUGCACUUCCAAAUCUAGCCGAGUAAAAACCGGUAUGUGGACUAUUACUCUUUGAUACAUCGACAUAUGCAUGUGAUAGUUUUUAGAGUGGUAUAGUGGUUUGAGUGCAAGACUCCUAAAUGCAAGAUCAUGGGUUCAAAUCCUUUCCUUAUUGUUCAUCCAUCUGAAGAUAAGUUGCUUUGUAAUUUUGACCAUAUUGGCUUUGUUUUGUGUAUGUGAUAUGUCUAAAUGCUGUGAUAUCAUUCGUUUGCUGCUAGCAGGCAAUUGUCUGAGAUGUAAAUGUAUUCAAUUUAUUGUAAUGGCGAGGUCUUUUUGUUAGAUUUAUUGCAUAUUUUAUGUGAUAUGACUGUUUGCUAAUACCAAGAAUUUAUAAAGACUAGUCUUUAUUAAUUCUUGCUAAUACAUGUAGUCCUUUACGAUACCUUGGAGCAAUCAUGUUUAAAUCCAUCCAUUUCACAACAGUUUAAGACUUUUUGUAUAUUCGUUUAUUAUCAGGAUCCGUCCACAUGAUGUGAGCUUUCUAGUUGUUAAGAGUCAAAAUCUAUGUACCUUCUGUCCUCAACGUUGGGAGGGGGUUGUUCAGAAUGUCCAGAAAUGAUCAUCUCAUGCAGUUAGUGGUUAACAAUCAAGUGAGAAGAUUGUUCUUGAGUUGUGAAAGACACACUGGUGAAUCAGUUUCCAACACUAUGGGAAAGGUCUUAUUUGGCUUAUCACCUUCUCGGGCAAGGUCAUGACCUCCCAAUUAUCUUGCGAUAGGUACGUCAGGAAUUGAAAAUUGGCAGAACUACAGUUCCCACAUUAGUGGGGUGACUAAUUUUCCAGUGAGAAGGGUAUCAAUGUCAUAAUAUUUGUUUUACAAUGCUUUUAGUAUCUAUGUAGUUGUAAAUCAUGCUUCAAUCUCCUGCACUUUAAAUUUACGAUUCUAUUUUCUAAUAUUACAAAUAAAGCCAUUUUAUGAAAUAAAA